Molecule: messenger RNA, 2862 nt
Organism: Lactuca virosa
Lineage: Eukaryota; Viridiplantae; Streptophyta; Magnoliopsida; Asterales; Asteraceae
Source: the annotation of a GenBank genome assembly
AUGAAUGAAGCUGUCUCUGAAGAUAGUCAUGCAUUGUUGGCAUUCAAAUCCAUGAUUACACAUGACCCUCAAGGUAUCAUGAGAUCUUGGAAUGAUUCUCUUCCUUUUUGCCUUUGGGCAGGAGUGACAUGCGGUCGUCGCCACCAAAGAGUCACAAGCUUGGAUCUACCAAACAUGGGCUUAGUGGGUACUUUAUCACCUUAUCUUGGCAACCUAAGCUUCCUCAUGGACAUUAGCCUUGAAAACAAUCAUAUUCAUGGAAGUAUCCCUCCUGAAAUAGGUAACUUGUUUCGAUUACGAGUACUCUCCCUUCGUAAUAACUCGUUCACAAAAAGAAUCCCACCCAACAUAACAAGUUGCUCAAAACUAUCGUAUUUUGACUUAUCUUACAAUAUGCUGUCUGGAAAAAUUCCAAAUAUUUUCACUUCUCUGUGGAUGAUCAAAACGUUAAGGUUGAGUAAAAAUAACCUAACGGGUGGAAUUCCACCAUCCAUUGGCAAUCUCACAUCUCUUGAAGAACUCAUUCUUUCUUAUUGUCCAUUGGGAGGGAGCAUUCCAGAUUCCUUCAGUCGGUUGAAAAACUUGCAAAGAUUAAGCUUGGGAGAAAAUGGCCUCGUUGGAUCCUUUCCAUCGUUUAUCUAUAACCUUUCCAAGUUACAACUUUUAAAUUUUCCAGAAAAUCAACUUGUUGGCAGUCUACCCUCCAACUUAUGUCUGGGUCAACCCCAUUUCCAAAGACUAGAAUUGUCGUAUAAUCACUUCACUGGAUUCCUUCCGUCCUCGAUAUCAAACUGCUCAGAGUUGCAAAUCUUUGAUGCUUCUAGUAAUGAUUUCAUGGGGGACAUAGCUACUGAUUUUGGAAAACUCAGACAUCUUAAGUGGUUAUCUUUUGGUCGAACCGAGGAGGAUCUUGGUGUCAUAAAAAAGUUUGAUUCACUGUCUAAUUGCAGCAAUUUGGAAGUAUUACAACUUGAAGGCGUCCGAUUAACGAGGGGGUUACCAAAUUCGUUUGGGAACUUAAGCAAACUGACGAUCCUAGCACUUCAAAAUAGCUACAUAUCAGGCACCUUGCCUUCAUCUAUAGGCAAUUUGUUUAGCUUAACUGUCCUUUCUUUAGCUGGAAAUAACUUCACAGGCAUGAUUCCCAAAACCAAUGGCAAGCUUCAAAAGUUAGGAGUGCUACAUCUAGAGGUUAACAGUUUCUCUGGGAUCGUUCCUAGAUCUAUCGGAAACCUGUCAUCCUUAAAUCAAAUGGAAUUAAGUAGAAACAAAUUGGAAGGUAGUAUACCCUCGAGUAUCGGGGAAUGCAAAAACUUGAUACUUCUAUCACUUGCUGCAAAUAAUCUUAGAGGAAGUAUACCCAAAGGACUAUUCCAAUUGUCUUCACUUUCGAUCAUACUAGAUCUGAGUCGAAACAACCUCUCUGGAGUGCUUCCAGAAGAGAUUGGCGGCCUGAAAAACUUAGGAACGCUCGAUUUGUCCCAGAAUCAUCUAUACGGUGAACUUCCUAGUAGUCUAAGCAGCUGCAUCAGCCUUCAAUUCUUAAAUUUUUCCAGCAAUUUCUUACAAGGAUCGAUGCCGGAAGCAUUGAGUUCUUUGAAAGCCCUCGAAUAUGUUAACCUAUCAAGAAAUAACUUUUCUGGACAUAUUCCUAGAUAUCUGCAACAAAUUCCUUUGAAGGAUCUAGAUCUUUCAUAUAAUGAUUUUGAGGGAGAUGUAUAUGUUAAAGGUGUGUUUGCCAACACAAAUGCAAUAUCAAUCAUAGGGAAUCAUAGACUUUGUGGGGGAAUACCUGAACUUCACCUACCCAAAUGCACAAGUAACGACUCCAAAAAAGGCAGAAAGCUUUCUCUUGGUGUUGUUGUAGCGAUUUCACUAUCUUCCGCUGUUGCAGGUAUAGCUCUAAUGUCAUUUGUCUACUGUUGUAUAAAGAAGAAGAAGAAAGAAAAAUCAUCAGAACCAAUGUUGACUGAAUCUUUUGAGAAGAUUUCAUAUGAAACGCUUUUCAAGGCGACUGAAGGGUUCUCUUCACAAAACCUGAUUGGUACAGGUAGCUUUGCUUCGGUUUACAAAGGAGUUGUCGAUGAAAAUGGGUCGACUGUGGCGAUAAAAGUACUAGACCUCCAAAGACGAGGAGCUUCCAAGAGUUUUAUAGCCGAGUGUGAGGCCUUGAGACAUAUUCGUCAUCGCAACUUAGUGAAGGUCAUAACUUGUUGCUCAAGCCUCGAUUUCCAAGGCAAUGAUUUCAAAGCUUUAGUGUACGAUUUCAUGUCAAAUCGGAGUCUAGAGAGUUGGUUGCAUUCACACACGACGCCUCAUGAAUACGUCCAGCCUCGUCAACUAGAUCUUGUUCAAAGAAUAAGCAUUGCCUAUGAUGUGGCUUGUGCUCUUGAUUAUCUACACUACCGCUGUGGAAACGUUGUUGUUCAUUGUGAUUUGAAACCAAGUAACAUUUUAUUGGAUGCUGAUAUGUUUGCUCAUGUCGGAGACUUCGGGCUUACAAAAAUUAUUUCCCCUGAAGAACAUUCUAAUGAAAACAAGAGUAGUUCAAGUGUUAUCAGAGGAACAAUCGGGUAUGCGCCUCCAGAAUAUGGUCUUGGAAAUGAGGUCUCCACCAGUGGGGACAUGUAUAGCUAUGGGAUCCUAUUUGUUGAAUGUGAAGCCAUUGGGAAGGCCAUGGCUGAUGGUUUUGUGCUUCAAAUUGUGGAUCCAAUGCUACUAAAUGAUGAUGUCAAAGACGCGUGUUUGAUUUCAUUAGUGAAAAUUGGCGUGCAAUGUUCUUCUGAAUCUCCACAAGAUCGAAUGAAUAUUGGGAACGUUAUUCACGAGCUCCUCUCAGUAAAGGUUGCAGCUCGUUCUUGA